Molecule: messenger RNA, 1998 nt
Organism: Candidozyma auris
Lineage: Eukaryota; Fungi; Ascomycota; Pichiomycetes; Serinales; Metschnikowiaceae
Product: sorting nexin 1
Exons: 1
Coding region: 1-1998 (665 amino acids)
Biological process (GO): protein retention in Golgi apparatus; retrograde transport, endosome to Golgi
Cellular component (GO): endosome
Molecular function (GO): phosphatidylinositol binding
Source: RefSeq, a predicted model, not a curated record
AUGGACGACGACGAUUUGACUGCGUCCCAUUGGGAUGACGUGCUUCUGCCUUCAACAAGAUUUGGCGCUCCAGCCACGAUCCCCGCGCACUUGGGCAACCAAUUUGCCGACUUGAGCCUAGAGGAUCCACAUAAGGCCACUGAAGACGAAGAAGAGGAAGAUCUCGAAGAAGACGACAGCAAAAGACAUGACACAAACAUCAAUGAAACCACAGCUUAUGACUCUAUUGCAGAAGGGGGCUUUGGCACUGGCCACAUACAUCACCAUCAAGCUGAACUAGACCAGCUUCAUGAGUUAAGAAAAGAAGAACGUAAUGAACAAAAAUCUGCGUUGAUGUCAGAACUUACGCUGGGUUCUGCUCUUGAGGACUUGGAAACUUCGAUGGCGAAGGCACCCGAUAUAAAUCACUCUGGACUCUUGUUUGGUGAUACUGACAAGAUGCUCACUCAGAGUGACGCCUUAGAGUCCUCUCGCAUUGAUCAUGUCACGUCUCCUAAGAAGGCUCUGCAACUCAAGCAGUCCCAGUUCAAGGCUACACGACCUCGAAGGUAUCCACAGGAAACCGUGGUAAAGCAAUUGAAAGCCGAAGCAGGGGAAGUUGAUCCGUUGAGCGUGCUUGCGAAUACGUCUAAUGGGGAAGACGCUGAAAAUCCAACAAAACGCUCAAAGAAAGCAGAUGACUUUGUAAGGGAGUCUAAUGCACCAUUAUAUGACAUUGAACACAACACGGGACGAGAAGAAACUCAAGCAUCUGAGACUACGGACGAGCACUCAAAAGAUAGCAGCAAUCAUAAGAAAAGAAAAGCAUCUUUAAGCACAGAAAUUUCUGUUGGUAACCCGGUGAAAGUUGGAGACAUCACCAAUGCUCACAUCGUGUACUCAAUAGAGAGUAGAAAUCUCCAACUCAAUCCCUCCGAAAUUGCCCAGAACAACCGCUUUACUGUAACCAGACGCUAUAGAGAUUUCUGUUGGGUCUAUAAACAGCUCCAACUUUCCCAUCCAGGUAGAAUUGUGCCACCUCCACCUGCAAAGAAAACGUAUAUUGGGCGUUUCAAUGAAAAUUUCAUAGAGAAUAGGCGAUUAUCGCUCGAGAAAAUGCUUGAAAAAAUGAGCAAGAACCAGUAUUUCGCCACUGAUCCAAGUUUUAUUAUCUUUUUGACUUCUGAGGAUUUUACUCGAGACUCCAAAGAACGAGAACGUACAGGAGGAGUUGUCCUAGAUGACUCUGGUGAAGUGGAAAAUGACGGGGCCCUGGCAACUUCUGUGGUGACGGGUACGAGCUCGGGAGGAUUCAUGAGCUCACUUUUCUCCAUCCCCACGAAACUACCGGAACCUGAUCUUUACUUUUCGAAGAAGAAAGCUUACAUCGAUGAUUUAGAGUACAAUCUUCGGACGUUCCAAAGGUCUCUCGACGAUAUUGCCCAUCAGCGAGUCGAGAGUGUGAGCAUGACCGAGGAAAUUGCAGUGGUUAUUGAUGAAUUGGCUGACCUUGAGAUUCUGAAGACUACUACGCUACUCUUGAAGGCAUUUUCAGACGUCCAUAUGAAACUCAAGGAAAAUCUUGACAGAAUCAAUCAACAGGAUCAGCUCACUCUCGGAUUUACUGUCGAGGAGCAUCUCAGAAUCAUUGGAUCAGUGAAACACAUCUUCGAAACAAGAACCAAGACUUAUAACCAGUUCCAUUCCUUUCAGCAAGAUCUCAUCAAAAAAGAGGAAUCGUUGAAUAAGCUCACUCAUAAGUACAAAUCCUCAACUGAAAAAAUCAAUAUGUUACAAUUCGAAGUCGACAAGUUGAAGCAAAAGACUGAGCAAUUCGAGAAGAGUUUUAACAGCAUCAGCGAGAUUAUUAAGGAAGAGAUGGAGAAUUUCGAGUUGGAGAGAAUAAGUGACUUCAGAAAUAGUGUGGAGAUUUACGUUGAAAGUAUGAUUGAGUCUCAGAAAGAAGCGAUCGAGCUAUGGGAAACCCUUUACGAAAGACAGCAAUUAGACAAAAUUUAA